This is a messenger RNA of Vanessa tameamea, 973 nucleotides long. Its product is annotated as phospholipid phosphatase 5. Gene Ontology annotation, molecular function: phosphatidate phosphatase activity. The coding region runs from base 95 to 946 and encodes 283 amino acids. The transcript has 6 exons. The record is from RefSeq and is a predicted model, not a curated record. NCBI's taxonomy places the organism in Eukaryota, Metazoa, Arthropoda, Insecta, Lepidoptera, Nymphalidae. Gene Ontology annotation, biological process: phospholipid metabolic process; phospholipid dephosphorylation.
CCAACCCCCACUACAGACAAUGUUUUGGCAAAAUAAUAAAAUUUAACAAUAAAGAUAUAUUGUUGCACAUUAAAAUAAACUAUUAUUUUUAAAAAUGCCACUUAUACGCUCGGCCAGUUAUAAUUUAUUCAUAGAAAUUCUUCUUCGUAUUCUUUUAUUCUCCGCUUUUUGUUAUAUGGAAUCAUUGAAUCCCUUCAUCAGAGUGAUACCACAUUCAGAACUUGAAAGUAACUGUAAAUAUCCUCGGCAUGAAUCCUACGUUCCCAGCGGAAUGCUCUGGUCCAUUGUACUAUCAGUUCCAUGUGUGCUGUCAUUGAUAGCGUGGGCAGUAUGCAAUGAUUGCAAUGAUGCUUUGGAGUUUCUGCUCUCCUGGUCGCUCGCUUUGGGAAUAACGGGAGUGUUAACUGAUACGGUUAAAUUAAUUGUUGGUCGACCGCGCCCCGAUUUCUUCUACCGUUGCUUCCCCGAUGGCAUUGAAACGCCGGAGCUUCAAUGUACAGGCGACAUAUCCGACAUUAUGGAGGGGAGGAAGUCGUUUCCUAGUGGACACAGCAGCUUGUCGUUCUGUUCAUUGGGUAUUGCGUCAGCUUGGAUCUGUGGAAGGUUGGGCACGAUAUCCAGAAAGCGUGGCUCGGGGGCCAGGGUGUUGACCACGAUCAUACCCCUCGUGAUGGCAGGCUGCAUCGCACUGUCCAGGACCUGUGACUACCACCAUCACUGGCAAGAUGUCCUGGUGGGAUCGACCUUGGGGUUCACGGUUUCCGUGUUGUGCUAUCGUCAGUACUACAACCCUCUCACGUCGGACUUGGCGGGCGUGCCCUACAUAGUCUCCAAGGCGAACUCCGCUAAAUACUUCAACGGCAAACCGGAUAUAAGCCCGAUUAAAGACUGUAAAGAAGAAUCUACACCGUUGCUGAACGGAAAGAAAGAUGAUAAAUGGAUUUAAUGUUUUCAUGAUGACAGUACGCGAUUG